Messenger RNA from Thunnus maccoyii (southern bluefin tuna), 6465 nucleotides. Its product is annotated as ELKS/Rab6-interacting/CAST family member 1-like. The coding region runs from base 904 to 4344 and encodes 1146 amino acids. The record is from RefSeq and is a predicted model, not a curated record. Gene Ontology annotation, biological process: neuromuscular synaptic transmission; regulation of synaptic plasticity; maintenance of presynaptic active zone structure. Gene Ontology annotation, cellular component: cytoskeleton of presynaptic active zone. NCBI's taxonomy places the organism in Eukaryota, Metazoa, Chordata, Actinopteri, Scombriformes, Scombridae. Gene Ontology annotation, molecular function: structural constituent of presynaptic active zone. The transcript has 23 exons.
UCCCCCCUGGGAGGCUGCCUCUUGCUGGCCUUGCCACUGGCCACCCUCCAGUGUACCAUCCUGCAAGUUUCUGCUGGCACUUCUGCAAAAUUUUGUUAGUCUGGUGCCCCCCACUCAGAUUAGCUGACUCUCCAGGUUUGCCUGUCAUCAUCAUCAGUCUCCUCAUCACUAAUAAGGCAUGCAGGGAUGUCUUUCAAAAACCUGCAGUCCUCCUCAUUAAGCACUUGAUCUGCCACAGCCUUGCGUGCAUUCAGAAGCUGACAUAGAAAACAAAUGUUCAAGGAACAUUGCACUUGCGUCUUUGUGAUCGCUAGUGGCAAUUGUUAGGUUGAUGUGAUUACCUAUGUGGUGAAGACACAGAGCGUAUUUCACAACCGAGGGGCAGCAGUAACGUUGCUGCUUGAAGUGAACCCAGCCGCAGUGAUCCCAUCAUCCCCGAGCCUUGUGGAUUAACUUGCUGCCUUCAUCUAAAGGAAUGCUGUAUUGAUUACUGCUUUCUAACAAAGCUCAUGGAUUACAGUGAGGGUGUUGGAAAGGCUUUGAUCACAGCUAUGUCAACACUGCAUCAAGAUAUUUCAAGUCAAGAAGGAGUACAGUAGAAGACUGACAGGAGUUUGUGUUUUCAGCUUUUACUCUUUGCAUUUCAGAUUUUUUUUCUGGACAUCAAUUUACAAUUUAUUGCUUCUACUGAUCUCCUUGUGUAAUUUUAUGUUGUGAGCACACAGGCCCCUAACCACGUUUACUCUAGGGCUGUCUGUUUGUUCAUGAGUAUAUCUCCCUGGACACCAGCUGACUCUCUGGACUGUUGUGUCACCCUGUACCUUUUGAACUUUUGCACCUGAUACAUCAAUUUGAUCCAGACACUCUUUUAUUUCUACAGUAUAAACCCCAUAUUCUCUCAUCAUGUACGGUAGCUCACGUUCCGUCUCCAAGCUGGAUGUUGUCGGAUCCAAUGGUAACGGGUCAGUGUCCGGGAGUCCUGGCCGUUCCCCACGACUCCCUCGCUCCCCCCGCCUAGGACAUCGGAGAAACAGCAGCAGCAGCUCCACCGGUGGACUCACUGGCUCCGGUAAAACCUUGUCCAUGGAGAAUAUUCAGUCUCUUAAUGCUGCCUACGCCACAGGCGGUCCUAUGUAUUUCACUGAUACAGCUGAAGACCCAGUCGGCCUUGGGAGUCUUGGUAGUGGGCUGAAUCCCUCGCUGCCCAAAAGCACCAUGACGCUGGGCAGGGCCGGGGCCAGGGUUCCCUAUGGGGUGCGAGCUGCCAUCAUGGGAAGCACUCCCAAUAUAAACAGUGGAGGUGGCGGUGCAGUUAUGCCCAGUGAUGCAAUAGCGUUCGGUGGGGAGAUGCAAAGCCAGCCUGCACAGGCUGCCACUGUGCCCCACUCCAUGAGACAGGUGAGGGAGGGCGCCAUGUCAGACCUACAGACACAACUAAGAGAAGUGCUGAGAGAGAAUGAACUUCUACGCAGAGAGCUGGAAGCUAAAGAGUCCAAGCUGAGCUCCUCUAUGAACUCUAUCAAGACAUUUUGGAGUCCAGAGCUGAAGAAGGAGAGAGCGGUGAGGAAGGACGAAGCCACAAAGAUGGCCGUCUGGAAGGAGCAGUACAGAGUGGUGCAGGAGGAAACACAGCAUCUUCAGUGCACCAUCCAGGCUUUACAAGAUGAGCUCCGAAUCCAACGAGAUCUCAACCAGCUCUUCCAGUCCGAUUACUCAGAGUCUGGUCGCCUCGGAAACCAGGCCAUAUCUCCACAGGAAAUGACAGAGGAGAACUUCCUGCGUCUCCAUGGCGAAUAUGAGCGGCAAGUCAAAGAGCUCUUCCUCCUGAGAAAGACUGUGGAAGAAAUGGAGCUGAGGAUCGAUACACAGAAACACACACUAACUGCCAGGGAUGAAUCCAUAAAGAAGUUACUGGAAAUGCUUCAGAGUAAAGGCCUGUCGUCACGGGCAACCGAGGAAGACCAUGAACGAACAAGGCGACUGGCCGAUGCUGAGAUGACCAUCCACCAACUGGAGGGCCUACUGGAGCAAAAAGACAAGGAGAUGCUACAACUUAGAGAGGAGCUACACAGGAGAUACGAAGCAGCUCCAGAAUCAACCAAGACCAAGGCCCUUCAGACGGUCAUCGAAAUGAAGGAUGCGAAGAUCAGCUCGAUGGAGCGCGGCAUGAGAGAGCUGGAGGAGGAGGUGAACAUGCUGAAGUCCAACGGAGCUCUGAGCAGCGAGGAGAGAGAGGAAGAGAUCAAGCAGAUGGAGGUCUACAGAUCCCACUCCAAGUUCAUGAAGAACAAGGUUGAGCAGCUGAAGGAAGAGCUAAGUAACAGCCAAUCAGAGAAGGAGGAGCUAAAGGAACGGGCCAAUGAGCUUCAGCGGGAGGUGUCUGCAAUGGAACAGGUGAAGCAGGAUCUGAGUCGUAAGGACAGCGAGCUGUUGGCUUUCCGGACCAAACUGGAAACCCUGAACAAUCAGUUUUCUGACAGUAAACAACAUGUUGACGUACUCAAGGAGUCUCUCACUGCCAAGGAACAGAGAGCUGCUAUACUUCAGACUGAGGUGGAUGCGCUGCGUCUUCGCCUAGAAGAAAAGGAGUCUCUCCUCUCUAAAAAGAGUCAACAGAUAUCUGAGCUGACAGAAGAGAAGAGCACUCAGCACGGAGAGAUCACCGACCUCAAAGAUAUGCUGGACGUGAAGGAACGCAAAGUCAAUGUCCUGCAGAAGAAGAUAGAGAAUCUCCAGGAUCAGCUGAGGGAUAAAGAAAAACAGCUCAGUGGUCUGAAAGAUAGAGUCAAGUCUUUACAGACAGAUACCUCAAACACCGACACAGCACUGGGAACACUGGAGGAGGCUCUGGCGGAGAAGGAGCGCAUCAUCGAGCGGUUGAAGGAUCAGCGGGAGAGGGAGGAAAGAGAAAAGGGGGAGGAGAUGGAGACCAGCAAGAAGGAGCUGAAGGAGUUGAGGGAGAAAGUCUCCCAGCUGCAGACUGACCUCGCUGACCGUGAGACAUCUGUGUUGGAUCUGAAAGAGAAGGCUUCCUCUCUGGCCUCCUCGGCUCUGAAGAAGGACAACAGGCUGAAGAGUCUGGAGAUCAGCCUGGAGCAAAAGAGAGAGGAGUGUGUCAAACUGGAUAACCAGCUAAAGAAGGCUCAGAGUGCAGCAACGGAGUCCUUGGCCAACGCUGAACUCUCCGAACGCAUCUCCUGCCUGGAGCAGGAAGUGGCCCAGCACAAAGAGGAUGCUGGGAAGGCCCAAUCCGAGGUGGAACGACUUCUGGAGAUCCUGAGGGAGAUGGAGAAUGAGAAGAACGACAAGGAGAAAAAGAUCCACGAACUGGAGAGGCAGAUGAAGGAUCAGUCAAAGAAGGUGGCCAACAUGAAACACAAGGAGCAACUGGAGAAGAGCAAGAACGCCCAAAUGAUGGAGGAGGCCAAGAAGAGAGAGGACAAUCUGAACGAAAGCUCCCAGCAGAUAAAGGACUCCCUCCGUCAGAAGGAGGAGCGCAUUGAGGAGCUGGAGGAGGCACUGAGGGAAAGUGUUCAGAUCACAGCAGAGAGGGAGGUGGUGCUCGCCCAGGAGGAGCAGUCACGCAAACACUCUGAGAAACAGGUGGAGGACCUGCUGGUUGCCAUGGAGAAGGUGAAACAGGAAUUGGAGGUGAUGAAAGCCAAGCUGUCAUCAACUCAACUCUCACUGGCCGAGAAGGAAGGUCACCUGACUUCCCUGCGAGCCGAGAGGCGGAAACACCUGGAGGAGGUCCUGGAGAUGAAACAAGAGGCGCUGCUGGCAGCUAUAAGCGAGAAAGAUGCCAACAUCGCCCUGCUGGAGCUCUCCUCGUCCAAGAAGAAGAAAACCCAGGAAGAAGUGGCAGCUCUGAAGAGGGAGAAGGAUAGUCUGGUUCAACAGCUCAAACAGCAGACUCAAAACAGGAUGAAGCUGAUGGCGGACAACUACGAGGACGACCACCUGAAAGUCUCAUCUCCCAACUCGGAGCAACCCAACAAUCACAAGCCCUCCCCAGACCAGAUUCUCUCUCCUCUCCUGGAUCUCAAUCAGAAUCGCAGUAAACUGAAGCUGUACAUCAGUCACCUGACUUCACUGUGUCAGGAGCGAGACCCUAUAAUAUUGCAGGACUUCGCCCCGCCCCCCGCCUAUCACCGUUCUGACUCCGCCUCCUGGCAGACGCAGCUGCGCAGCAUGACGCAGGAACAGUUGGAGGCGGAGUUAGCGCUGUGUGAGAGGGAGGGGGCGGAGCUACAGGAGUACGCCAAUCAGGUCCUGCAGCAGAUCGCCGACCGAUGCCCCGACAUUUUGGAACAGGUCGUCAACGCCCUGGAGGACAGCUGCUGACGCUCGCACACACACACACAAGCAAACACACCCACAUAAAUAAGCUUACGUAUAUAUGAUUCACAAGCACACAAAGUCAGAAAAAAAAAAAGCAUGCAGACUCGCAAAACAUUUAACACGCAGCAUCAUCAGAAGCCUCCAGUCCGCUGCCGAAAUCUCCUGAUACGCAAAUAAGAUCACAGCGUCAGAUAUGAAGAUGAAGAAGAUUUCUUUUUUCCCUUCUGUUACCUGCUCUUCUCUCAUUUUCAAAUAAGCAAAAGGAGAAUUUCCCUUCGAGGAUCGACAAAAAAAAUCGAGUUGUUAUUAAAAAAAAACAUUCUUUCACAGUGUCUUUAGUCGCCAUAAUUUGAAUGAACGGCACCAGCUGACGGCACUGCUGUUCAGUUUUGAGUUCAAAGUGCUUUGUUGGCAUGCAAGUUCAUUGGAAAUAGUUGAUGUUUUUGAGACUUUUAAUACUUAUUUUCCUAACUAUUCCAAAACAGAAGAAGCCUUCACUGCACUCACCAUCUGUGACACUUCAGAGCGGCCAUCUUGUGUCCUUCUAGGCAAUCAGCAGUUGGACUUGUAACUUGAUGUAUUUUAUUGGGGGAAAAAAUAUUUUCGAACUGUAUAAAAGUGAGUUGCCAGGUUGUUUCUGAUGCCAGAUUUACACGCUGUUGCCACAUUAUUGGAUUGGUUCAGAUACAAUGUGUGUUUAUUUCAGCUGCCUUUGGUUCUUUACAUCAUUUGCUGCUAUCUUUUUAACUCUUACUUUCUUUUUUUUCCCCCCCAUUUCUUGUGUUUCUUUUAUUUCAGGCAUCUGAGGUAUGAAACGUCCCAAACUUGCAGAUUCUAUCAGCAGUAAUCUCCAGAUAGUUGUGUAAAUUGUAAAGAGAGAAGUCUAAUAAACAGAAACACUUUUUUUUUUUUUUUUGUCUUGGGAAUGUGACACUUUCAUCUAAUGUUUUCCCAUUGCUGUUGAAAUGCACAGACGGUAAAUCUCGCAAUACUCCCUUUAUUAAAAUAUACCAGUGUAGAUGUCUUGUGUUUCUUUUUAACCUGAGAAAAAAACGUUCAGUUACGGUGUCCAUGCUGAAAUUACAAAAUCCCUUUUGUGACAAUCCCUUUAAAAUUAACAAAGGACAAAUCUGAACUUGCUCAUUUCCCCUCAUUGAAACAUCUGUUGUUUUUGUUUUCUUUCUUUUUUGGGAGGGAGGGGAUAUUAAAAAAAAAUUAUAUAUUUUUUUGCUUUUGGUAAUAUAUAUAUAUAUAAAACACUAGUCUGGUUUAAUUGAAAAUAUUGUCAUCCAUUGUUUAGUAUAUUACAUAAUGUGUCCAAAUCUUUUUUUUUUGUGAUGCAAGUAACCACAGAUUUGUUCCACAAGCGGGAGACUGUUAUUGGGAACGUAUAUAUUGCACCUACAUGAGGCUCUGUGUCCACCAGGAGCAUUUUCCUCCAAAUCAGUUUCUUGUUCUUGUUGUUUACAGUGGAAAUGACACUCUGAUGCAUGUUUCCCACAGCACUGACAGCCUUAGCAUGAUUUAAAACGCUUAGAGCACGGAGUGCUUAGAGGUUCAAAUUGUUUCAACUUAAAGCAAAAGCUACUCUAACAAGUUUUUAUAGUCACAGUAAGUGCUGAAACCAUGAGUGAAGCUGCCCACGUGCAACUGUUUAGCUCUGCUUCCUAAAAAAGAAAUAAGUGGACACAGAGCCUGAAGACAGGGAUUUACGCUGAACACUCAAAUCUGAUUUUACACCCAGAUCUGACCUUUAAGAGGGAAAAAAAAGAGUUUUCCAGCCUCUAAGCACUGUCUUAUAACAGCUCCGAGCCCCAUGGGUGUAAAGGAGGAGUUUCAUUCCACAACAUCAAUUUUAGGAGAAGGAAUCGUCACCUGACGUUCAGUGCAGGCUGUUUGAAUGUUACCAAGGUUUCAGGGUUUGUGUAACAUUGUAUAAAUAGUAGGAAUCUCACUUUGGAAUGAAACUCCGUCAGAUAUGAGCAAGUGUAAAUCCAGUAUCUUGUUGUCUGUUUUAUAAUGUUUUGUCAUUGAACGGUGAUGACAGGGACUCACCUUGACUUUGCUGUGGAUUGAAAAUCGGAAUGAAAGAAUGGAAUAAAAUAAAAUAUGGAUUUAUCUUUA